CCACUUUCUCAGUCUUCAGACAAUCUGUGACGCCUUUUGCCAGAGUCAACAACCGAUUGAUGUUGACGUCUUCAAUUAUGAGGGUCUGACCCCGCUCCACACGGCAGUUUUGGCGCACAACAAUGUCCUUAAAGACCUGAAGCGUCUGGAAAGUCCUUGUUCGUAUGUGGUGAUGCAGAGGAAACACGUGUUUGUUGAAUGUAUCCAGACUCUGCUGCUCAUGGGUGCGUCCCUCGCGACCAAGGAUCUCAAAAGUGGCCGGACUUGUCUUCACAUGGCUUCUGAGGAGGCAAACGUGCAGCUGCUGCAACUUUUUCUGGACCGGCCUCGCUCGCUGUCCGUUGUAAAUGUUAAGACGUUUAGUGGAAACACUGCCCUGCACGUUGUCAGCGCUUUGCAAAAUCACAAGAGUCAAGUUGAUGCGGUAAAGCUGCUGAUGAAAAAAGGAGCUGACCCCGGAACCAAGAAUUCUGAAAAUGACCUGCCGUCUCAGCUGGUGCCCGAAGGACCCGUUGGUGAAAAGGUGCGGCUCAUCCUGAAGGGGAAAUGGGUGUAUGCUUAAAAGCACAAAAACACUGUCAGUCAGACAGUCCGCUCUAUGAAACUAUUUGCCAAAGUAAGGCAAAUGCUGGUUGUUUCAGUGAAACAUGCCUCAUUGUUCAUUACCGUGUAAUGCUACAAAGAAAGUAAAGCUAACACUUGCAUUUAACUGGGUUUUCUUUAGGAUGAUACUUGAUAAUUGUGAUCACAUUCUAUGUUUGAGGGAUUAGGGGUUGUACUUUUUUGAUAAAUACUAGUAGUUAACAUGUUUAGUAUUAUUGUAGCUUCCAUAUAGCAAUAUUUUUAGAUCAAAAAUACACAUUUUACACAAACAUAACAGAAAUCAUGUUGACAAAUCAGAUAAUCACAUCGUUUUUGUAUCAUGUUGUGGCAUGACAUUUUUUAGGCCAUCGACCUUCCAGAUUUUGUAAAUGCAUAUUUACAUUUUACUUAAGUUGAAGCGUAUAAAAACAUUAGAUAAAUAUCCUGACAUUAUAAUGUUGAUUUAUAUUAGCCCAACAGUGAACUGUGCAUUACAUGUCUGUCUAAGAAUAAAGUCUCUUUUCUAGGG
This is a messenger RNA of Hippoglossus stenolepis (Pacific halibut), 1111 nucleotides long. RefSeq names its product NF-kappa-B inhibitor zeta-like. NCBI's taxonomy places the organism in Eukaryota, Metazoa, Chordata, Actinopteri, Pleuronectiformes, Pleuronectidae. The transcript has 6 exons. The record is from RefSeq and is a predicted model, not a curated record. Gene Ontology annotation, biological process: regulation of gene expression. Gene Ontology annotation, molecular function: protein binding. The coding region runs from base 173 to 562 and encodes 129 amino acids. Gene Ontology annotation, cellular component: nucleus.